AUGGCACUCAGCACCCGCUUUGUUUCACCUCUCCGGCCCACCCUGGCAGCUCUGCACUGGGCAGCACCCAGGCAGCACCGGGGGCUCAGCACCCUCCCAGCAUCAAGGGACACACUUGACCUCGGGGGUAUCUUCCCGCCCCUUGCAACCCCCUUCUCACCCAUGCAAGAGGUGGACUAUGCCCGACUGGAAGGGAACCUGCACCACUACGCCAGCAUCCCCUUCCGAGGACUGGUAGUGCUGGGCUCCAAUGGGGAAUACCCCUACCUGGCACCCCAGGAGCAGCUGGAGGUGGUGAGCUGCGUGCGCCAGGCUUUGCCCAGGGACCGCCUGCUGCUGGCCGGAUCAGGCUGUGAAUCCACCCAGGCCACCAUCAAGCUGACGGUCAGCAUGGCAGAGGCAGGGGCUGACGUGGCACUGGUGGUGACGCCCUGCUACUACAAAGGGGCCAUGACCAGCAGUGCCCUGGUCCAGCACUACACGGAGGUCGCCGAUGCAUCCCCCAUCCCCGUGGUGCUCUACAGCGUCCCUGCCAACACUGGCCUGGAGCUGCCCCUGGAGGCUGUCCUCACCCUGGCUCAGCACCCCAACAUUGUCGGGAUCAAGGACAGCGGUGGGGACAUCACUCGCAUGGGGUUGAUGGUCCACAAGACGAAGCAGGAGGACUUCCAGGUGCUGGCAGGGUCAGCUGGCUUCCUGCUGGCAAGCUAUGCCCUGGGUGCCUCUGGGGGGAUCUGUGCCCUUGCCAAUGUCCUGGGGGCCCCGCUGUGCCAGCUGGACCGUCUGUGCCGUGAGGGCCAGUGGCAGGAGGCCCGUGACCUGCAGCACCGGCUCAUCGAGCCCAACGCAGCGUGGAAGUGA
This is a messenger RNA of Chaetura pelagica (chimney swift), 861 nucleotides long. It is a transcript of the gene HOGA1, whose product is annotated as 4-hydroxy-2-oxoglutarate aldolase 1. Bases 1 to 861 code for a protein of 286 amino acids. The transcript is spliced from 7 exons. The record is from RefSeq and is a predicted model, not a curated record. NCBI's taxonomy places the organism in Eukaryota, Metazoa, Chordata, Aves, Apodiformes, Apodidae. Gene Ontology annotation, biological process: N-acetylneuraminate catabolic process. Gene Ontology annotation, molecular function: 4-hydroxy-tetrahydrodipicolinate synthase activity; N-acetylneuraminate lyase activity.